Molecule: messenger RNA, 1335 nt
Organism: Pecten maximus
Lineage: Eukaryota; Metazoa; Mollusca; Bivalvia; Pectinida; Pectinidae
Exons: 1
Coding region: 1-1335 (444 amino acids)
Biological process (GO): proteolysis
Molecular function (GO): aspartic-type endopeptidase activity
Source: RefSeq, a predicted model, not a curated record
AUGUGUAAAGCAGCCGAAUCGACAGAGAAACAUAUGAAAACCUUGUCGUUAUCAGAAAAUCCAGAACAUGUAGAUACAGUGAGCCGAAAAUAUGCUUCAAACAGGGGUAGGAGUAAAUACAGGAACACAGGAGACCGAGGACGUGGAUUGUCAUCACACAGAGAGAAAUCCCAACCUGCUACUCAGUCUACUUAUUCGUAUUGUGCUACAACACAUCCAAGAGGAGCUUGUCCUGCAAAAGGAAGGACAUGUCGCGCAUGCGGUAAGGUAAAUCAUUUCGCGAAAGCUUGUUUUUCUACGAAAACUCCAAAACCGAGCACGAGAAACAAAAAGGUAAUGAGUGUCGAGGAACAUGAACUGUUUAUUGACUCUGUAGAUUCUAAACAUACCCAAGAGUCGUGGAUGGCACCAUUACAGGUCAACGGUAACAUCAUACCAUUAAAGCUAGAUACCGGUGCUGAUGUAAAUGUUUUACCUAUGACCGAUUUUGAGAAGCUACCUAGUAGACCAAGAUUACACAAGUCUGAUGUAAGGUUAAAGGCAUACAACGCAGGAGCUAUUCCAGUAUCUGGUCAGGUUAUUUUUACUAUAUCACACAAGGGACAUGACUACAAAACUAUGUUCAUAGUAAGCCCAGAAAAUGUGAAACCAAUUAUUGGCAGAAAAAGUUGUGAAACCUUAGGACUUAUUAAACUGGUCUUGGCUGUAGAACAGGAACACAAAAACAUAGAACCACUUGACAAAUCAACAGUUGAAACAGAGUACUCAGAUCUGUUUACUGGCUUAGGCUGUUUACCGGACAAAGUGAAAAUAGAACUAAAGUCUGAUGCGGAACCUGUGGUAGAGGCGUGUAGGAAAAUACCGUUCCCGUUACACGACCAGUUGAAGGUGGAGCUGGAUUAUAUGGAGAAAAUGAAUGUGAUUCAGAAAAUAGAGAAACCAGUUGAGUGGGUCAACUCUCUAGUGGUCGUACACAAACCCAAUGGGAAAUUGCGUGUCUGUUUAGAUCCCAGGAAUUUAAAUAAAUUUAUCAAACGUGAACACUAUAAACUCCCAACUAGAGAAGAGAUUAUGUCCAGAUUUGAAGGAGCAACCAUUUUCUCAAAACUUGAUGCUGCAAGUGGAUUUUGGCAAAUCCAGUUGGAGGAUGAAAGUGCAGAUUUAUGUACAUUGAUCACCCCAUUCGGAAGGUAUCGGUUCAAUAGGCUUCCCUUUGGAAUCAGCAGCGCGCCCGAGAUAUACCAUCGGAUUAUACACAACCUAUUUGAGGAUAUACCAGGAGUUGACACUUCCAUGGAUGACAUCAUCAUAUGGGGAAAGAACAGACGAACAUGA